Molecule: messenger RNA, 1692 nt
Organism: Penicillium olsonii
Lineage: Eukaryota; Fungi; Ascomycota; Eurotiomycetes; Eurotiales; Aspergillaceae
Source: the annotation of a GenBank genome assembly
AUGACUGUACCCUUUGCGCUUCCACCAAAUAUCGAGCCGAAGACCUUCUUUGAAUUUGUGAACGAAGUAACCGCACUUGUGGAAAUUGAGAAUAUUCGCAUUGUGACGAGCGCGGAUGAACUGGACGAUGGAUCCUAUUUAAACCAACCAAGGACCCACGACCCUCAUCACAUUCUUGACAAGGAUUAUUUCCUUGCGUCUGCGGUCGUUUGCCCACGCUCAGUGCCGGACGUGCAAGCCUUGGUGGUGACCGCCAACAAGUACAAAAUCCCACUUUGGCCUACUUCGAUUGGGCGCAAUUCAGGAUAUGGAGGAGCUGCUCCUCGUCUGCGUGGGAGUGUUGUGAUUGAUCUUGGUAAACAUAUGCGUCGCAUUUUGGAUGUCAAUGUUGAGGGUGCCUACGCUGUCGUGGAGCCGGGAGUGACGUUUUCUGACCUGCAUGAAUAUCUGGUGGAACACAAUCUGCGCGACAGACUCUGGAUCGAUGUCCCCGACUUGGGGGGUGGAUCGGUGCUUGGCAACACCGUCGAACGGGGAGUGGGAUACACCCCAUACGGAGAUCACUGGAUGAUGCACUGUGGAAUGGAAGUUGUGCUUCCAUCUGGAGAGCUAAUGCGCACCGGCAUGGGGGCGAUGCCUCAACCUACAAAAGGUUCAUCUACCACUUCACCGGACGAAGAGGCUGGAAACAAAUGCUGGCAGCUCUUUCCGUAUGGCUUCGGACCAUAUAAUGAUGGCCUAUUCUCUCAAAGCAAUUUGGGAAUUGUGACCAAAAUGGGCAUCUGGCUUAUGCCAAAUCCAGGGGGAUACCAGUCAUAUCUUAUCACCUUCCCCAAGGAUGAAGAUCUUCACAAGGCUGUCGAUAUUAUUCGACCACUGCGGCUUCAAAUGAUUCUACAAAAUGUGCCCACAAUUCGCCAUAUCCUACUAGAUGCAGGGGUGAUGGGCUCGAAAGCAGACUUUGCGAGCACGCAAGGACCACUCGAUGACAGAGAGCUUGAUGAAAUUGCCAAAAAGCUGAAUCUAGGGCGUUGGAAUUUCUACGGGGCACUUUACGUGAGCAAAUUCAUUGCAGGUGCCCAGGGACCGGAAAACGUUCGCAGCAGUCUCUGGGGGAUUAUCAAGAAUGCCUUUUUGGCCAUUGACGGUGCAAGAUUUUAUUUCCCAGAGGAUAUUCCAGAGCCCUGCGUGUUACAUACUAGACACAAAACUCUGCAAGGAAUCCCCACCUACGAUGAGCUGAAAUGGAUUGACUGGGUCCCCAAUGGGGCACAUAUUUUCUUUUCCCCGAUCAGCAAAAUCUCUGGGAAUGAUGCAAUGCUACAAUACUCGGUCACCAAGACCAGGAUCCGGGAGGCAGGGUUCGAUUUCAUUGGGACCUUCACUGUGGGGAUGCGAGAAAUGCAUCACAUUGUAUGUCUCGUCUUCAACCGCAAAAGCCCUGAAGAGAAGCAGAGAGUGCAUGCUCUGGUCAAAACCCUCAUUGCGGACUGUGCUGCACACGGCUGGGGCGAGUAUCGCACCCACCUGGCACUGAUGGAUCAGAUUGCAGAGACUUACAACUGGAAUAACAAUAUUCUGAUGCGAUUCAAUGAGUCGAUAAAGAAUACACUCGACCCGAAUGGAAUAAUUGCACCGGGAAAGUCUGGGAUCUGGCCAUCUACUUACAAGAGAAGCAUAUACAAGCUGUGA